AUGGCUGACAGUCUGCAGCACAGCCAACUCUCAACCAUCCUGAAUGCUCUUGCUUCGAUAGAUCGCCGCCUCAGUCGUAUUGAGAUGGCGUUGAGAGUUCCAGGUCCCUAUAACUCAGCCGCUGCACUGCCGGGUCCUUCAUCGCCCCCAGACAACCCUGCGUCAGCAGUCCAGGCGGUACAGCACCGCGCGACAGGCCCCUCAGCGCAGCAUGUGCUCCAGCAACAGCACCACCAACAGCAACAGCAGGCUCAGACUACUGGGCUUCUUAAAAGCGCGUCUGAUACCAACCCCAUGAACAGCGCGCCCGUCAACACCACCACCUUCACCCCGCUGGAACCACCCCCACAGGGGUAUAUCAUAUCGUCGAGAGCCAGCAUGCAGGAGGUGCUGGACCAGUGGACUCUGCCACGAGGCUACAGCAUGCGCAUUGCCGGUGUCAAAGUGUCAGGCAGGCGCAAGGUGCGCUGGGUGUGUUUCCGCGGCGGCGAAGCCCGGCUCAACCGGGACCGCGCUGACCGCGGGCGCGCGAACGAGUCGGAGCUGGACCGGGCCAGGGCCGAGGGCCGCCGGAAGCCCACGACCGACCGGACGAGCAAGAAGUGCGGGUGCAUGUUCAAAUUCGAGCUGGUCGAGACGACCAAGGACAGCGAUGUGUGGUUUCUGCACUAUCCGAAUGACGAGUACAAGGUGCACAACCAUGGGCCAUCUGACACGAAGAGCGACCCUCGAGCGAGGAAGUUGCCCUCGUACAUGCUGGCGGAGGUGGAUCAGUGGUUGAGGGACGGGUGGCUGAUCCCGUGUUAUCGGCGAUUCAGCGGGCCCUGA
This is a messenger RNA of Chaetomium strumarium, 828 nucleotides long. RefSeq lists its product as uncharacterized. NCBI's taxonomy places the organism in Eukaryota, Fungi, Ascomycota, Sordariomycetes, Sordariales, Chaetomiaceae. The transcript has 2 exons. Bases 1 to 828 code for a protein of 275 amino acids. The record is from RefSeq and is a predicted model, not a curated record.